AUGGACGAGGGUGGCCGGGACAAGGCGCCGCUGCCCCAGCAGCUCCCAGUGACGGCCCCCGGUGGCGCGGACGAGAAGCAGAGCGGCAAGGAGCGACGCGAUGCAGGGGACAAGGACAAAGAGCAGGAGCUGUCUGAGGAGGACAAACAACUUCAGGAUGAACUGGAGAUGCUCGUGGAACGACUGGGGGAGAAGGACACAUCCCUGUAUAGACCAGCCCUGGAGGAACUUCGAAGACAGAUUCGUUCAUCUACAACCUCUAUGACUUCAGUGCCGAAACCGCUUAAAUUUCUGCGUCCACAUUAUGGCAAACUGAAGGAAAUCUAUGAGAACAUGGACCCUGGGGAGAAUAAGCGCUUUGCGGCUGACAUCAUCUCUGUCUUGGCCAUGACCAUGAGUGGGGAGCGUGAGUGCCUCAAGUAUCGGCUAGUGGGCUCCCAGGAAGAAUUGGCAUCAUGGGGUCAUGAGUAUGUCAGGCAUCUGGCAGGAGAAGUGGCUAAGGAGUGGCAGGAGCUGGAUGAGGCAGAGAAGGCACAGCGAGAGCCCCUGCUGACCCUCGUGAAGGAGAUUGUCCCCUACAAUAUGGCCCACAAUGCAGAACACAAGGCUUGUGAUCUGCUCAUGGAAAUCGAGCAGGUCGAUAUGCUGGAGAAGGACAUUGAUGAGAACGCAUAUGCAAAAGUCUGCCUCUAUCUCUUGGGUGUAUUCCGGAAGUUCAGCCGCUUCCCCGAGGCUCUGAGAUUGGCAUUGAUGCUCAAUGACAUGGAGCUUGUGGAAGACAUCUUUACCUCCUGCAAAGAUGUGGUAGUACAAAAACAGAUGGCAUUCAUGCUGGGCCGACAUGGGGUGUUCCUGGAGCUGAGUGAAGAUGUCGAAGAAUAUGAGGACCUGACAGAGAUCAUGUCAAAUGUGCAGCUCAACAGCAACUUCUUGGCUUUAGCUCGGGAGCUGGACAUCAUGGAGCCCAAGGUGCCUGAUGACAUCUAUAAAACCCAUCUAGAGAACAACAGAUUUGGAGGCAGUGGCUCUCAGGUUGACUCUGCACGCAUGAAUCUGGCCUCCUCUUUUGUGAACGGCUUUGUGAAUGCAGCCUUUGGUCAGGACAAGCUGCUAACUGAUGAUGGCAACAAAUGGCUUUACAAAAACAAGGACCAUGGGAUGUUGAGUGCAGCUGCAUCUCUUGGCAUGAUUUUGCUAUGGGAUGUGGAUGGUGGCCUCACCCAGAUAGACAAGUACCUGUACUCCUCUGAGGACUAUAUCAAGUCUGGAGCCCUUCUGGCCUGUGGCAUUGUGAACUCUGGGGUCCGGAACGAGUGUGACCCUGCUCUGGCACUGCUCUCAGACUAUGUUCUUCACAACAGCAACACCAUGAGGCUCGGAUCCAUCUUUGGGCUGGGCUUAGCCUAUGCUGGCUCCAACCGUGAAGAUGUUCUAACGUUGCUGCUGCCUGUGAUGGGAGAUUCCAAGUCCAACAUGGAAGUUGCAGGUGUCACCGCCUUGGCUUGUGGAAUGAUAGCAGUGGGAUCAUGCAACGGAGAUGUCACUUCCACUAUCCUUCAGACCAUCAUGGAGAAGUCCGAGACGGAGCUGAAGGACACUUAUGCCCGUUGGCUUCCUCUUGGACUGGGCCUGAAUCACCUGGGGAAGGGCGAGGCCAUUGAAGCAAUCUUGGCUGCACUGGAGGUUGUGUCAGAGCCAUUCCGCAGUUUUGCCAACACAUUGGUGGAUGUGUGCGCCUAUGCAGGCUCUGGGAAUGUCCUGAAGGUGCAGCAGCUGCUCCACAUCUGUAGCGAACACUUUGACUCCAAGGAGAAGGAGGAUGAUAAAGACAAAAAGGAUAAAAAGGACAAGGACAAGAAGGAAGCCCCUGCUGACAUGGGAGCACAUCAGGGAGUGGCUGUGCUGGGCAUCGCCCUGAUUGCCAUGGGGGAAGAGAUUGGUGCUGAGAUGGCACUACGGACCUUUGGCCACUUGCUGAGGUACGGGGAACCUACACUCCGGCGGGCCGUCCCUUUAGCCCUGGCCCUGAUCUCUGUUUCAAAUCCACGGCUCAACAUUCUGGAUACCCUUAGCAAAUUUUCCCAUGAUGCUGACCCAGAAGUGUCCUACAACUCCAUCUUUGCCAUGGGAAUGGUGGGCAGUGGUACCAAUAAUGCCCGUCUGGCUGCAAUGCUGCGCCAGUUAGCCCAGUAUCAUGCCAAGGACCCCAACAAUCUCUUCAUGGUGCGCUUGGCACAGGGCCUGACCCAUUUGGGGAAGGGUACACUCACCCUCUGUCCUUACCAUAGUGACCGGCAGCUUAUGAGUCAAGUGGCUGUGGCUGGGCUGCUUACGGUACUUGUCUCCUUCUUGGAUGUCCGAAACAUCAUCCUAGGUAAAUCACACUAUGUACUGUAUGGGCUGGUGGCCGCCAUGCAGCCCCGGAUGCUGGUUACAUUCGAUGAGGAGCUGCGACCAUUGCCAGUGUCUGUCCGCGUGGGCCAGGCAGUGGAUGUAGUGGGCCAAGCUGGCAAGCCCAAGACUAUCACAGGGUUUCAGACACACACAACCCCCGUGUUGUUGGCCCAUGGAGAGAGGGCAGAGUUGGCUACAGAGGAGUUUCUUCCUGUUACUCCCAUUUUAGAAGGUUUUGUUAUUCUUCGGAAGAACCCCAACUAUGACCUCUAA
Molecule: messenger RNA, 2667 nt
Organism: Elephantulus edwardii (Cape elephant shrew)
Lineage: Eukaryota; Metazoa; Chordata; Mammalia; Macroscelidea; Macroscelididae
Gene: PSMD2
Product: proteasome (prosome, macropain) 26S subunit, non-ATPase, 2
Exons: 21
Coding region: 1-2667 (888 amino acids)
Biological process (GO): regulation of protein catabolic process; proteasome-mediated ubiquitin-dependent protein catabolic process
Cellular component (GO): proteasome regulatory particle, base subcomplex; nucleus; proteasome complex
Molecular function (GO): enzyme regulator activity
Source: RefSeq, a predicted model, not a curated record